UCAACAUUCAAGUGCGCCGAUGUAAAAUUCUCUUUCCUUUGUUGACGAUUUAUUAACAUUUUUAAUCAUUUCUGCUGCCUUUUCAUUAUGGAAAGACAAGCGAUAUUUCCUCGAAACUCGUGCGUCUCGUAAUAUCACAGCCCACAGGCGUCUCGUGUUGCAGGCAAAUAGCAACACAGCGUACUGUCGUUAAAUGGCUACUCGUAACAUAAUUGCAGCGAGUGCUUAUUUCGCCAUGUAAAUUUAAUAGCGUUUCAACGAAAGUUUUACCUUAAGUGGAGAAUUGUGUGGAUACAGAAUACCACAGCGAUACUGAAAAUUUAUGUCAUAUUAUUCGCAACAUUAUGUCUGAAGUAUUCACAUUAGCCGAAACUAUAUUUGCUUUUUGAGUUACAUAACAACUCGUCGCAUAAAAAUGAAACGUUACACUUGAAGCCAUGAAUUCUCUUAUCUGUUAAAGGUCAGUGUUCAGUAUGUUCGUACCUCUAAAGUUUUGUGAAAAAUGCAUACAUUCAUCAGUAAAAUUAUUAGACUUUCAGAGUCCAAUCGUUUUUAAAACUGCGAAGUUUAGCGCACCGUCUGCUCAAGAACCUACUAAAUACUCGCGACAAAUGAUUGAGCUAAAAGAUCCCAGAGAACUGGAAAAGCGUCAGAAGUUUUGGGAGAUGGAGAAAGAGAUGGAGUCGAAGGUUCAGUACGCUCAGCUGACUGCAGAGGAAAGAAUUAUUCACGAAGCACACGCAGAAGCGGUUCGGCGUGGUCAUUUCACAUACGAUGAUCCAGCAACGGGAGACCGAAUCAAGACACGUUUGCGCCACUUUCUGAAAGGAAGAUGUUGUGGAAAAGCUUGUAGACACUGCAUUUUUGACCAUGAGAAGGUACCUGAAGCCAAGAAGAAAACUAGCCGAUUUAACUCUUCCUUCUGGGUGUAUGAUGAUGAUGCAGCGGACAAGGAGAAUGAUGAGAAAAUGAAAGCAUUGUAUGGCUUAUAGUUAACAGGGAAGAAUUUUUUCAGUGCAAG
This is a messenger RNA of Schistocerca nitens (vagrant locust), 1021 nucleotides long. RefSeq lists its product as uncharacterized. The transcript has 2 exons. Lineage: Eukaryota; Metazoa; Arthropoda; Insecta; Orthoptera; Acrididae. The record is from RefSeq and is a predicted model, not a curated record. The coding region runs from base 474 to 992 and encodes 172 amino acids.